AUGAGCGUCGGUGGAAGCGGCCAGGAUAACCUUGGUGUGAGGCGGCUGGCUGAGCGGCUGGAGAGCAGCUCGAGAGGCUGAAUGGUGAGACGGCGGAGUGGCAGCGUACUGCUGGCGUGAACAUGGCGGAGACUGCGCGCUCGCUCUUCGAAUACCGGGACCCGCACGGCGACGGAGAAGGCGUCAAAACGGCUCCGCCAACUCGGGGCAGGCGUGGCUGUGGAAGGAAGAGAAAAGGGACCCCUGUGAAAGUCUUUGUAACACACACGGAGGAAGAGAGCCUGCCUGAGCAAAGCGUCAGCCCAGGUGAUCGAAAGGAGGGAGGAGAGAGUCGACGGCCCACACUGGAUGCGCCUUCCUACAGCACGCAGCCUGCGCCUCACAACUGCGGUCCACUGGAGCAGCCCCGAGAGAAGGUCUCCCCUGGAUCCAAGGGCAGCUCGGCCUCCACACCAGCCCUGUCUCCUGCCGCCUCCUCAGCUCCCACCCUGACACCCGUGCCUGCUCCGGCCCCGGCCACCACAGCUUCGGCUCCGGGCCCGACUCUGACCCCAGCCUCCACGGCUCCAGCUGCUCCAACGGCCUCGGCGCCAGCUCCGACAGCCAUGGCCUUCCCUCCAGCCCCCAACUGUCGCAUCAGGGAGGUCCACUGUGGCAGCCAGGUGCGCCUGGUCGUCAUCGCCAUCCGAGACAUCACCAAGGGGGAAGAGAUCACAGUCGACUACAGCCUGACCGAGUGGGGGGAGAAUCUAGGUUUCCGUGCAACUGUGUCUCCAACGCAACCACAGUGUAACUCUGACUCUGAAAAUAGCAACAAUAUCAAAAAGGAGGACGAGCCUCUCUCUCUGACCGCCCAGCAGCAUCGGCAGCAGCAGCAGGAAUAUGUCACCCCCUCCUGGUCCCUCUCCCCAUCCUCCUCCCCCAUCUCCCACUCUGAAGCCAGCGACUCAGAUGCUGGAGACGAGGACAACUCCAGCCCCCGUGGUCGGGCGCUUCGCCGGAGGAAGAAGCGCCGCGGAACCCCUUCGAAGAAAAAGAUCCCCCGCCGCACGCCGCCCAGACGCUCCUCACCCGUCUCCUCCUCCGCCGUUCCCCAGCAUAGCCGUCCCCUGGCUUCCCCCCUGUCUCCCGGUCAGUUCUCUCCCGCCUGCUCGUCUUCCUUCUCCUCCUCAACUUCGUCCAAACCCGAAUUCAAAACCCCAACUUUUUUGGAUUCCGAAACCAGGGGAAAUCUGACGGCGAACGUCCCGAGCGAAGGGCUGUCCCCCGACGCCACACGGCAAACCUGUGAACACUGUGGACGCCACUUCCGCUCGCUGGGCCGCCACCUGGACAAGCACCACGCCCACCAGCCCGACGUGUGCUCUGCCCUUGUUGAGCGCUACACGCAGAUGCCGCGUCUGCAUGCGCAGGGCACAAGCCCCGACCCAGCCCACGGCUCCUCCGGGAGGAACCCCACCACUGCUGUCCUGACUCCUCCCCGUGGGCAGAGCGCGGUGGCAGUGUCCGUCUUGAAGAGGAGCCCGCCGCCGGUGGCCGUGACACAGCCCAGGAAGGGAGGGGUGAGGAGACUAAAGAAGGACAAAAGGAUGGAGGAAGAGGACGACAUGGAGGAUGAAGACGUGGAGGUACUGGACAUAAAGAGGUCAAAAGAGGAGGAGGAGGAGGAGUUGGAGCUGAUGUGCCCUCAGUCCUUUAACAGCAAAACAGCCAAAAAGAUAGAAGCACCAAAAAAAGAGGAGGAGGAGGAUGAGGAGGAAGAUAAUGAAGAGGGAGUGAAUGGAGUGAUGGAAAUUGAAGAUGACAGUGGGGCCGAGGAGAAGGAGAAGGACUUGCUGGGUAGCUCAGGCCGUCACCACAUGCUGCCCCUGCUCUCCUCCCUGUCCUCCCUGGUCCUGUACCUCCGUCGGCUUCAGCACUCGGCCUUCCUGUCCCUGUCCCGGCAGCUGCAGUCUGCGGAGGCCUGGCGCCUCCUCUGCCACUCCAGCCUGGCGCUCCUCAUUCUGUACAACCGAAGACGCGAGUGCGAGGUCUCCAAGCUGACCAUCGCCGAGUACCGCGCCCGCGUGACUCCUCACUCCCCUGUCCCCGUCCCUCCCGGGUCCCCUCCGGCUCUCACCCCGCUGGAAGCGUCCCUCUCCCCCUUCGAGCGACUGGUUCUUCCUCACCUCCCCAGAGUCGGGGUCCAGGGGAAGCGUGGGCGCGUCCAGCCCCUGAUCCUUCCCCCUCACUGUGAGCCCUGCCUGGAGCUUCUCCUGCAGACGCGGCAUGACGUCGGCGUGGAUCCUGCCAACCCGUACAUCUUUGCCCGGCCGUACCACUCGCCGGCCACCCCUCUGCGUGGCACCGACCUCCUCCGCAGCCUGGCCCGAUCCAGCGGCACCCGCAACCCCAGGGCCCUGACGCAGACCAGGGUCCGCCGGCAGGUGGCCAUCCUUACCCAGCUACUGCUGCUAGGGGAGGGAGAGGAGCCCGGGCAGCCGGGAGGCGGCGCCGCCGAGAGGCUGGAGCACUUCCUGGAGAGGGAGUACCACGUGACUCAGAACUGUGCCGGGAUUGGCCAAGACCCGGGCUUAAUGGGCCGAGUGGGCCGGGUAGUGCUGUGUGGAGAGAGAGAUGGCGUGCUGUUCAGAGGGAUGAGCCUGAACCACAUCUGUCUGGAGCUGGAUGUUUUGUCAGGAAACUCUGCAGACUCUUACUCUGAGGGAGACUCCGAUGGGGAACAUGUGAAGGAGAAGCCCGAGGUGCCCACGCAGACCCCCGCUCUGAGUCCUCCGCCAACCCUGCUCUAUGUCAGGAAGGGCAAAAACAACGGGCGGGUGGGGCGGCCCAAGAAGCUAAAGAGCGUCCAGCCGCCGCCGCCCCCUCCUCCUCCACCUCCACCUGCAAACCGCAGGAGAGGCUCAGGAAAGCGAGGUGUCCUGAAGCGGCCCUGGUCCGAGGCGGAGCGAGCAGCAGUCGAAGAGCACCUAACUAAAAACAUCAACGAGCUGCGGGUGCCCGCCAAAGCUGACUGUGAACGCUGCCUGCAGCAGUGCCCCCUGCUGGUCAACAACCACCGCGACUGGCGAGCGGUCAAGUUCUACUGCCACAACCGCAUUCAGCUGCUGAAGAAAAACCAGCGGCGUGAAAGCCAACUGCAGCCGCUCACCGUCUGCUGAGAGACGGCGACGCAGAGCAGGGGUGUUUGUUUUCUCUCUCAGAGCCGCCCGUCAGUCAGACGGUGCCCUGCGCUCCUUAAGGUGCACACAUCUGGAGAGUCGCGACUUUGCCCAACUCUCUGAGAGCGGACCUUUUUUUUUUUUC
Fundulus heteroclitus (mummichog) is the source of this 3306-nucleotide messenger RNA. RefSeq names its product serine/arginine repetitive matrix protein 1. NCBI's taxonomy places the organism in Eukaryota, Metazoa, Chordata, Actinopteri, Cyprinodontiformes, Fundulidae. Gene Ontology annotation, molecular function: protein binding. Bases 123 to 3161 code for a protein of 1012 amino acids. The record is from RefSeq and is a predicted model, not a curated record. The transcript has 9 exons.